UGUUGUUUGGUGUGACCAGGAGGCAGAUACGGAUGACAACCAAGGGACGCUGGACUUCGAGGAGUUCUGUGCGUUCUAUAAGAUGAUGUCAACCAGGCGGGACCUGUAUCUGCUGAUGCUCACCUACAGCAACCACAAGGACUAUUUAGAUGUGGACGACCUGAGGCGCUUCCUUGACGCAGAGCAAAAGAUGAGCGACGUCACCAAGGACCAUUGCCUGGAGAUUAUCAAUCAGUUUGAACCCUGUCCAGAAAACCGGCAACAAGGCGCUCUCGGGAUUGAUGGAUUCACCAACUACAUGCGCAGUCCUGCUGGGGACAUUUUCAAUCCGGAGCAUUAUCACGUCAACCAGGACAUGACGCAGCCUUUGAGUCACUACUUCAUCACCUCUUCCCAUAACACCUACCUCAUGGGAGACCAGCUGAUGUCCCAAUCCAGAGUUGACAUGUACGCGUGGGUUCUCCAGUCCGGAUGCCGCUGUGUAGAAGUUGAUUGUUGGGACGGUCCGGAUGGGGAACCCAUUGUCCACCACGGCUACACGCUGACCUCCAAGAUACUUUUCAAAGACGUGAUUGAAACCAUCAACAAGUAUGCUUUCAUCCGGAGCGAAUACCCGGUCAUUUUGUCCAUUGAGAAUCACUGCAGCGUCGCCCAGCAGAAAAAGAUGGCCCAGUAUCUCACUGAAGUUUUGGGGGACAAGCUGGACCUGUCUUCCGUGAGGAAUGAAGAUCCCACAAAACUGCCUUCCCCGGAGAACUUGAAAGGGAAAAUCUUGGUCAAGGGAAAGAAACUUCCAGCCAACAUUAGUGAGGACGUGGAAGAAGGAGAAGUCUCCGAUGAGGACAGCGCAGAUGAGAUGGACGAUGACUGUAAACUGAUGAAUGGAGAUGCUUCCACCAAUCGAAAGCGAGUGGAGAACAUUGCAAAAAAGAAGUUGGAUUCUCUGAUUAAGGAAUCCAAAAUCCGUGAUUGUGAAGAUCCGAAUAAUUUUACAGUUUCCACCUUACCACCAUCUGGGAAACUUGGUAACAAGCAUGAUCUCAAAAAGAACAAACAUGAGGAGGAGGUGGACUCUGGGCAAGAGGCUAUCAUCAACAAACGGCACAACCGGUCACUGAUGGGAAGCUUUUCCAAACGCAAGAAAAAAGGAAGCAAGCUCAAAAGGGCUUCCAGUCCGGAAGACGGUGAGGAUGAUUCCGACUGUCAAGGGAACGUAGCCAGAGGCUCGGUGCAUUAUAGCAAAACCAACCGACAGAAGAAGACCAUGAAAUUGUCAAGGGCAUUGUCAGACCUGGUGAAAUAUACCAAAUCUGUCGGGAGCUUUGAUGUGGAAUCCGAAAUCUCUUCCAGUUGGCAAGUUUCCUCCUUCAGUGAAACGAAAGCCCACCAGAUUCUCCAACAAAAACCAGCUCAAUACCUGCGCUUCAACCACAACCAGCUGUCCCGGAUCUAUCCUUCUUCCUACCGUGUGGACUCCAGCAACUACAAUCCUCAGCCCUUCUGGAAUGCGGGCUGCCAGCUGGUGGCACUCAACUACCAGUCAGAGGGGAGAAUGCUUCAGCUCAACCGCGCCAAGUUCAACGCCAAUGGGAAUUGUGGAUAUGUCCUCAAGCCCACAUGUAUGUGUCAAGGUUUUGUGCAUUUUCAGAUUAUAGACCCAUUUGUGGAGGUGGAGCUAAUCGGUUUGCCGGUGGACUGCUGUAAAGAGCAGACAAGAGUGGUGGAUGACAACGGUUUCAAUCCAAUGUGGGAAGAAACCCUGGUGUUCACCAUCUGCAUGCCCGAGAUUGCAUUGAUCCGGUUCCUGGUGUGGGAUCACGAUCCCAUUGGGAGGGAUUUCAUCGGACAGCGGACGAUAUCGUUUACGAGCAUGAUGCCAGGCUAUCGGCACGUCUACUUGGAAGGCAUGGAAGAGGCGUCCAUCUUUGUUCACGUAGCUGUCAAUGACAUAUGUGGUAAGGUCAAGCAAGCGCUGGGCUUAAAAGGUCUCUUUCUCAGAAAUCCAAAGCAGGCCUCUCUCGACAGUCAUGCUGCUGGCCAACUCAACCGCAGAGACUCCUUUAGCAGCCACCUCUUACGGCGGACGGCCAGCGCGCCCACCAAGACCCAGAAGAAGGCCAGGAAGGGCUUCCCCGAGAUCGCCAUCGACACCAAAGACCACGGCUCCGAAGGGACGGGCGACGGCCACGCACUCGAGGACUCGUCCCACCCUCGUUUCGACCAAGAGCCGGAACGCGGGUCCCCGGCACCUUCUCUUAGAGAGGGCGCCUUCAGGGAGGCUCCCGGCAAGGGGUUGAAAGAUGCCCACCAGCUCUCAGUGCAGACGUCCAUCCCUUCAUUACGCAGCCUGGAGACCAUCAGUGAAGAACCCAAUGUUGCCAACAAGAACCAGCUUGUUGGUUCUUGCUUUCCUCUUUCCGCCACCCUCCCUGCUGAUUCCAAAGAAGGGGAUGUGCCUGAUAUUUCCCAUGGAACUGGUUCAGAAGGAGAUGACCCAUCAGACCAGUUGGAGAGAACUUCUCUUCAGCAGCACGGAGUGACUGGUGCAGAGAAUAAAGUAUUCCACGCUCCCAUCCCGGCCAUUGCAGAUGUCCUGGAAUGGGAACUCAGUAGGAACAUCAGCAAAGAAGAAGGUAGCUGCAAAAGGAUACAUGAAAAUGGAGGUCCACCUACUUCACAAACUCAGGGCAAUGUAGCAUUGACCAACCGUUGGCUCCAUUAUGCCAGAAACUGCCAGAAUCAAAGAAGCGGAACAGUCCAAGAUGAGAGGAGUGAGAAGGGGAGUACAACCACACCAGGAUCACCAUACCAAAGCAACGUGGCAAAUAUCUCCAUACAAAUUGCACCUCAAGAAGCUCCAGAAGUCACUCAAGCUGCCACAGCCCCCACAUCUCAUGUCGUAGUGAAGAGGUCCAAGAGUGAAGGCUGCAGACUUUGUGACUGUUCCGUCUCGACGAGGCGACCUGGUGGCUUCUCCCCAGCGGCGGAAGUCUACUCCGAUGCCACAGCCAAUGAUCAUAUCUGGAGCAAGCUGGACUCCAGCACUCAUCGGGACAGUAUGUCUUCCUCUUCCAGCAUGUCCUCCAACGACACGGUCAUAGACCUCUCCUUGCCCAAUCUUGCUCGGAAAAGCCUCCCCGAUCUGGUGGUUCGGCAUGAGCAUUUUGAUGCGCUCCCUGCAAGACGAAGUAUGCGCCCCUGGUCUGCGAGCGCUGCGCCCGGACACGAUGUUCCCAUGGUGACUAAGAGCAAAUCCAAUCCCAACCUGAGGGGUGACCAACCUGCCCAGGAUGCGUUGUGCCCUCGACCGCUAAGCAGGGGUUGCAAGUCGGGAUCCAUGCCCAAGAGACACACCUGGAGUCGGUUGUACAUGGAAAGCCUCAGGCAGUCCUGUCUGAAGUCUCAAGGCCAGGAGAUCAACCAGGCCAAAUCCAAAAGCCUCGGAGACCUCACCUCUGAGGACAUCACAUGCGCCUUUGAGGGCAAGUAUCGCAGUAUCAGUCGAAGCUUUGUCACCCAGUCGACGCGGGAACAGCGCCGCUGUGCCGUUGGCGCAUUCUCGGCUCAGCCUCCCGACGAGCUCACGGAGCGCUUGAAGAAGCUGACCACCUUCCAGCAGGCGAACGAUAUCACUUCCCCGACCAGCCUCGGACCCGUCGAGUCGGAAGAGGAGGAAGAGGGAGAGACGGGCCUCCUCCGAAGGGCUUCCUCCCGGAGCCAGAGCCGGGUGAGGUACAUUGCCAACCGUGCCAAGCAGGCCCAAGAGAGGCAGAGGCUGCAAAGCUUGACCCUGAGCAAGGGGAGUCCCAUCGAGGAGAGGGGGAACCCCGAGGGAGCCUGCUGCUUCGCUGGCGGGGCCUGCUCGGACGUGGCUUCCCCUGCUCUGUUUACACCCCAAUGCAAGGAC
Molecule: messenger RNA, 3907 nt
Organism: Anolis sagrei ordinatus
Lineage: Eukaryota; Metazoa; Chordata; Lepidosauria; Squamata; Anolidae
Source: RefSeq, a predicted model, not a curated record